This is a messenger RNA of Acaulospora morrowiae, 2157 nucleotides long. NCBI's taxonomy places the organism in Eukaryota, Fungi, Glomeromycota, Glomeromycetes, Diversisporales, Acaulosporaceae. The record is from the annotation of a GenBank genome assembly.
AUGGCUGAUUCUUUGAGAGGAAAUCAGCAACAAAACACAUCUAUAGAUGGUACAACCAGAGCUAUGGAAAGAGUUCAUUUGAGUGCCGAAUAUGGGCAACCAAAUACAGGUUUAGAGGUCGCAACCCAAGGCAUGGAGGUAGUGGUUAAUGUCAUUGAGCCAUUCCUCCCACUAUUUGCGAAUGUUUCAAAAAUUGCGACAGACCUAACAAAAAUAUACGACAAUGCAAAGUGCAAUCGUAAAAUAUGUGCGGCUUUAGUUGAUCGUGUGGAUAUUGUUGAACGAGCGGUUAAAUAUUUACAACGUCAUAAACAGAAGAAUGAAAAAAAUUUUAGUAGUCAACCAUAUUACGAUUCAUGGGUUAGGGUUUGUCACGUACUAGAUAGUAUUAAAGAUUUUGCAAAAAAUGUGACACAGCAAUCAGGUUGGCGAAAAUAUGCGAAUGCAAACGUUGUUAGAGAAAAGUUUGAUAACAUUGUCAGCGAAUUUGAAUCUGUAUGUGGUGACCUACAACUUACGAUGGCAAUUUAUUCAGAGGAACAAAGAGAACAAGAAUAUGGUGAUAUCAAAGAGGAUUUGGACAUGAUAGGCAAGUUAAUGGACGAACUCAGAGGCGAUGUGAAUUAUAUUAACGAUACUCUAUCCACAUUAUCACACAACGUGGAGCAACUUAAAAUGCAAAUAUCGAAAUCCGGAGGUAAUUCUCAUGUAUCAACCCCGCUAAAUGAGGUGUUUAAGGUACAAAGCAUCAAUUAUUCGGAUCUUAAACAGCCAGAAUCUGGGAAAGAUAAUAGAAGAGGAGAGAAUGGAAAGAUUAUUAGAAAAAUAUUUCAUGGUGUUGAGGUUGCUUGUAAAAGAAUACCAUCUGUUGUUGAUGAUGAUACCACCGAAGCUCAAAAAAUUCAAACUGAAUUGGCUAUACUUGGUUUAUUAGGAAGAUGCGAUCACAUCAUUACUUUUUAUGGCCUUUCUGAAGUAGAAAAGGAGAGCGUCAUGGUUUUUGCUUGGGCAACUUACGGAAGUCUGAAAUCUUUUUAUGAAAAAUAUUCUCUUGAUUGGCAUCUAAAAUUAAAAAUCACUCGUGAUAUCUUUAAUGGUCUUUUCUUUAUACAUAGUAAUAAUAUUCUACAUCAUGAUGUUCGUUGCGAGAAUAUUUUGAUUACAGAAAACAAGAUAGCUAAAAUCUCGAAUUUCGAAAUGUCUCGUAGUGUACAAGGUGAAUCUGCACCUAUUAGAAAUUUAAGUGACUAUAUUCGCUGGAUGUCUCCGGAAAAAAUGAAAGGAAAACGUUAUUCUUAUUAUAGCGAAAUGUUUAGUUUCGGAAUGCUUCUUUGGGAACUUUGCCAUGAAAAAAUUCCAUAUGCAAAUAUGUCCGUUCCAGAUAUACAAGACCAUGUUAAAAACAAAGGAAGAGAAUUUAUACACCUUAGUGAAAGUCAAAUACACAAAGAACUUACAAAACUCAUUAGACAAGCAUGGCAAGAUGAUCCGGAUGAACGUCCAUCUUAUGUGGAAGUCCAUACGAAACUUAAAGAUCUAUACGAAAAUUAUACAACUAACGAUAUAUCACCAAAGGUUCUCAGUAAAAUAAUGUCAGAUAAUGUUUCUUACUUUGAUCUAAAUUGUGAGGAUUUAAGGAUUCCCGAUAGUUGUGGCAAGAAAAUUGAUUUCCCGCAAUUAUAUGUAUUGAAACCGUUUGAAGAUGGACUUAAAUCUCAUAAAGAAAGGAAGUAUGAGGAUGCAUGGGAAUGUUUUGAUGGACACGCAAACUUGGGCUAUAAUCUUGCAAAGUAUUGGAAAGGGUAUUAUUUAAUGUCAGGAUACCAUGUGAAAAAAGAUGUCAUUGAAGCAUUAAAAUUUUUUAAGGAGGCUGCAGAUGGAGGUGUUACCGAUGCACAGCUUCGUUAUGCAUUCUUGUUGAUGGAUCAGAAAAAUUAUGACGUGAAGGUUGUAUUGGAUUAUAUGACAAGAGCAGCUAAUGCGGGAAAUGCGACUGCUUUAUAUAAUUUGGGUGAUGUUUAUCUAAAUGGAAAAUUAGGAGAACAAAUAGAUACAAAGAGAGGAAUUGAGUUGAUUAAAUUAGCUGCUUUGAAAGGUCAACCGAGUGCAAAUGAGGACUUGAAUAAAAUUGGUAAUAGUAUGUCUGGGUCUAAUUGA